UUCCUUCACGAUCCAUAAAUUAAAAACACCAGAUCUUCUUCUCUCUUUCGAUCAGAUCUAAAACAGAACUACCUUUUUUCCAUCACUUUCCCGCGAAAACAGAACACCACAUUUUCCCGGAAAAUAAUCAAAAGAUGUCGCACAACAGCGACACGAUCCCUCUCCACGCAUCUUCUCAAUCAGACAUCGACGAGAUCGAGAACCUAAUCAACUCCUCCAUCCAAUCCAGUCCUUCAACAGUCCUACCCGCCCGCCCACCAAGCCCGCCCCGAAUACCCGUAUCCGCUUCUCCCUUCAUCCAAUCAAAUCUCCCUCCACCUCAACCGAAACCACAACCCACCAUCCAGAAACCGCCAUCCAUCUUCCCUUCCGCCCCUCUACCUCCUCUCCCACCUAGCUCUGGCAACUCUGCCGGUGGCAAUUUUUCUGCAGCCGGGUUCGGGUCCCCUCCGAACACGUUGACGGAGCCAGUUUGGGAUACCGUAAAAAGAGAUCUUUCUAGGAUUGUGAGUAAUUUGAAGCUGGUUGUGUUUCCUAACCCGUAUCGAGAAGAUCCGGGAAAGGCUUUGAGAGAUUGGGAUCUGUGGGGUCCCUUUUUCUUUAUCGUCUUUCUGGGACUCACUCUUUCUUGGUCCGCUUCUGUUAAAAAGUCUGAGGUGUUUGCUGUUGCAUUUGCACUGCUUGCAGCUGGUGCUGUAAUCUUGACACUGAACGUCCUGCUGCUGGGUGGACACAUAAUUUUCUUCCAAAGUCUGAGCCUAUUGGGUUACUGUCUCUUUCCUCUAGACGUUGGAGCUCUCGUCUGCAUGUUGAAGGACAAUGUAAUAAUAAAAGUGAUUGUAGUAUCUGUGGCACUGGCUUGGAGCUCGUGGGCUGCCUAUCCUUUCAUGAGUUCAGCUGUCAACCCAAGAAGAAAGGCUCUUUCACUUUACCCUGUAUUUCUGAUGUAUGUAUCAGUUGGUUUUCUCAUCAUCGCCAUUGAUUGAUGCAUUGGCAACUCCCAUUGUUGGGAUUUUUUCCGUAACUUACAGCAGUACAUAGGAAUUUUACAUGGUGGUUAAUUGUCUUCUCAUGUUACUGUAUUUUUUGACCCGUUUUUGACUUGAGAUGUCUGGAGAUUCAAUCUGCCAGAUAUUAUAUAGUAUGAAACUUUGAUGUG
Populus trichocarpa (black cottonwood) is the source of this 1159-nucleotide messenger RNA. RefSeq names its product protein YIP4b. Lineage: Eukaryota; Viridiplantae; Streptophyta; Magnoliopsida; Malpighiales; Salicaceae. Gene Ontology annotation, cellular component: trans-Golgi network; membrane. The record is from RefSeq and is a predicted model, not a curated record. Bases 135 to 986 code for a protein of 283 amino acids. The transcript is spliced from 3 exons. Gene Ontology annotation, biological process: endoplasmic reticulum to Golgi vesicle-mediated transport.